Tremella mesenterica DSM 1558 is the source of this 1179-nucleotide messenger RNA. RefSeq lists its product as uncharacterized. Gene Ontology annotation, cellular component: membrane. The transcript is spliced from 8 exons. Bases 1 to 1179 code for a protein of 392 amino acids. Gene Ontology annotation, molecular function: mating-type factor pheromone receptor activity. The record is from RefSeq and is a predicted model, not a curated record. NCBI's taxonomy places the organism in Eukaryota, Fungi, Basidiomycota, Tremellomycetes, Tremellales, Tremellaceae. Gene Ontology annotation, biological process: G protein-coupled receptor signaling pathway.
AUGUCAAACCUCGUCAAUCUCCUCGUUCCCUCCAUCAUAGCCUUGUUGACUGCGCUGUAUCCUGCGCCAUGGCAUCUUCGCACAAGGAAUAUUGCGACGCUGUCGAUGAUCUUCUGGAUGACGGCGCUGAAUUUGGUCCACAUUGUUAACUGUCUCGUGUGGAACAACAGCGCCGAGAUCAAGGCCAGGGCUUGGGGUGAUAUCAGCUCUUUGGUUCUAGUCGGUUACAACUUCGGUCUUCCUUUGGCCCACAUGAUCCUCGCCAAACAGCUCGAAGCCUACACCACUCUCCGCUCUAAAUCACCCCUCUACGACUCCACCUCUCGACGCAGGCACAAGCUCGUCGACUUGAGCUUCUCCAUCAUCGGCCCUAUCGCUGGUAUCCUUUUACAUCUCAGCACUCAGGACCGCAGGUUUUACGUCGUUGAGGGGUUUGGGCCCAUGGCCGCUACUUACUGGGACACAUGGGGAGUGAUCCUCAUGGCUAUCAUUCCUAUCGUCAUUGCCGGAGCAGCAGCUGUGUACACUAUCAUGGCCCUCGUCAACGUGUAUCUUCGACGACAACAAAUGCUCAGUCUGAUCGCUUCCGACGCCAGCGUAAACAAAGAACAAUUCUUUAGACUGUACUUCCUGACCAUCGCUGAGAUGGGUACCUGCGGCCUUCGAGCUAUCUUCAACCUCGUUUCAUUCCAACACGGACCUCAACCUCUUGGUCACCGCGGACCACCCGUGAAAAGCCUCUCUUUCAUAGAGAGCAUCUCCAGUUCAGACCUUAGCAGUACGAAUAAUCUGGUCUUGCAACUUCAAUGGUAUACCGUUGUCGCAUGUUCUUUCGUCUUCUUUUUGUGCUUCGCGACCAGCACCGAGACCAAAAAGUUCUGGAACAAUCUCUUCCGUCGUGUCUUCUGCAUCAAAGAAUCCCCUCAAAGUGGAUCCCGCAAACUCGGUUCAUGGGACGCUUCAACAUCAGCAGGAACCAAAAAAUCACCUUUCACUUCCACAGGCACUGCCACUUCCGAAAGCGCCUAUCCUGUCACACCGAAAGAAGCUUACUCCCUCGAGGAGAUGCUGGGUAAAACUACCAUAGGGAAGAACAGAGAAGAAGCGAUUUGGGAUGAGCAUAAACAGGCCGAUAUGUAUAUCGCUUCUUAUGAAGGUGGUAAAGUCGAAAAUGUUUAA